Molecule: messenger RNA, 987 nt
Organism: Aspergillus luchuensis
Lineage: Eukaryota; Fungi; Ascomycota; Eurotiomycetes; Eurotiales; Aspergillaceae
Exons: 1
Coding region: 1-987 (328 amino acids)
Source: RefSeq, a predicted model, not a curated record
AUGACCGAAGUGGCACGCCGUCAGCCGCAUAAGAAGAAAAAAGCGUGUAGCUCCUAUCCCGUCCCGAAUUGCUCGACAUCGAUAGACCGAAUGGCUUUGUGGCGCCACUUCUUCUGGCUGGCUGACCAACACGGAUUCCAGAUCCCGGCCAUAGCCGCGUUUGUGCCCAGACGAGCGUCCCUGCCAAGUCCCCAAAUUCCGGAGGGCCUUGGCAGCACCCAACAGGAUGAUGCAGUGAAUCGACGUUGCGGUAUCCCAUAUGCUGAUACGGUCGAUGCGGAUCGCUUCGCCCUGGAAGGGGAUAGACUGUGGCAGCCCUGGGAGUCCCCACAAGUUUCCGCUGUGUUCUUCCGACGGUCGCAGUUCCAGACCUUCUUUCGUUACCUUUGGGAUGGGAGUAGGAUCAAUCAGCCUACAAACGCCGCAGACGAAUUGGCAGCGAGCGAGGAAGCCGCGGCGGUAGAUCAGGAGAUCCCAGAUUGUGUUAUUGAGCAUCCAAUGCCCUUGCCGAGUCUCUCACAGCUGCCUGAAAGAAGCAGUUCAAUGGAUUGGUUCAUGGAAAUGUGGGAUUGCGGGUUGGGAAGGCUGGCAAUGCCCGCGGGCGAUCUGGACGUGGUUGUCACCAUCCCCAAUCAUGAACCAAGAAGACUUGCGCUGCCAAAUGACGAAUCUCUAAUCAACGAGAUUUUCCAUGGUUUGAAAAUGCGCAAGUUCAGCCUCCACAGUACAGAUGAGCGCAAUGUAACAGACGAGGAAAAUUUCCACAUCUGGCAUCUGAGGAACCCAGGCCAGAAUAUUCUGGCCAGUUUGACCGAAGAGAAUGUACAGGAUUAUACCACAUCCGACUGGAAUCGGCUUAAAAGGAGGAGGAAGGGGCUGUCUGAGGCCAUGAAUGACAUAGCUGCAUGGGUAGACGAGCAAAUUUUCCGACUAUCCCUUCAUGCUCAAAAUCGCAGUUGGAAUGAACAAGAAGAGGAGGAGUAUUGA